GAACGAUAACAUUCUUCGUGUUAUUAAUUCUUCACUGUGCAUAAAGCCACAAAGUGUUUGUCAAAUAAAGAUCUGUGAUUGGUUUAUCCCUUUAUCCUGAGUUUAGAAAUCUUUUGUCUUUUGUGUUAUAGACUUUCGAAUCAGUGGUUUGUUGCUCAAUUUUUCAGAUUUAAAGACAUUACCAUGAUGAUUAUUGCAGCUCUUGCGAUAACGCUAAGUCUUCUAAGCCCCGUUUUUGGAGUUGUUAGAUAUCAACCGGAAGCUGUGCAUAUUGCUUUUGGAGAAAAUAUCCAUGACAUCGUCGUCACCUGGAGCACGAGGGAAGACACAAAAGAGUCAAUAGUUGAAUACGGAAUAGGCGGCUUGGUUCUAACCGCUAGUGGAAACUCGACACAUUUCGUCGAUGGAGGUGCGAAGAAAAGUAAACAGUACUUUCACCGAGUUUAUCUGAAGGAUUUAACACCUAGCAGUAAAUACACAUAUCAUUGCGGAAGUCAUUUUGGAUGGUCGGAUAUAUUUUUCUUCGCGACAGUACCGGAUAAUUCGUCUUCAUGGGCUCCACAAAUAGUUCUUUUUGGCGAUAUGGGAAACGAAAAUGCUCAAAGUUUAGGAAGACUACAGGAGGAGACUCAAAGAGGACUUUAUGAUGCAGUGAUUCACGUCGGGGAUUUUGCCUACGAUAUGCAUUCGAGUGACGCCAAAGUUGGCGAUCAAUUUAUGCAGCAGAUCGAAGGAAUCGCCGCUUAUUUGCCUUACAUGACCGUCCCCGGAAACCACGAGGAGAAAUAUAAUUUUAGUAAUUAUAGGGCUCGAUUCUCAAUGCCUGGUGAAUCAGAAGGCUUGUGGUAUAGUUUCAACAUGGGUCCUGUUCAUUUUAUCGGAAUAGAAACUGAAGCUUACUACUUUAUGAACUACGGAAUUAAACAAUUGGUUAAACAGUUCCAAUGGCUCGAAAAAGAUUUGGAGGAAGCUAACAGGCCAGAAGUCAGAGCAGUUAGGCCAUGGAUAGUAACCUUCGGCCACCGGCCAAUGUACUGCAGUAAUGAAAAUGCCGAUGACUGUACAAAUCAUCAAUCCCUUGUUAGAGUUGGUCUGCCUUUCUUUAAUUGGUUUGGCCUCGAGAAAUUAUUUUUCCAACACAAAGUCGAUCUCGAAAUUUGGGCCCAUGAACACAGUUACGAGCGAAUGUGGCCAAUGUACGACUUCCAGGUAUACAAUGGGAGUUACGAAAAUCCUUACACCAACUACAAAGCUCCCGUUCAUAUUGUAACAGGAUCAGCAGGUUGCAAAGAAGGCAGAGAGAAAUUUGUGCCCAAGAGUCCAUUUUGGUCCGCUUUUCGCAGUUCCGAUUACGGAUACACAAGAAUGAAAGCUUUUAACAAAACUCAUCUUUAUUUGGAACAGGUUUCUGACGACAAAGAAGGAGCAAUUAUCGAUCACUUUUGGCUCGUGAAGAAUGAAAUUUAUCCGGAAUUCGUAAAGAUAUCAACUGAAGAUUGAGAAUUUAUCAGUAAUUCUUACAAAUUGUCACCAGUUUUUAAGCUACUUUACUCGUAUUAACUAGGAUAUUUUUUUUUUAUGAAGUAUACUAACCCUGUUUUAACUAUACAAAGACAAACUCUAUGUGUGAUAAAUUGAAUCUAGUGAAUUGGAACAAAUAAAGUUAUCUUAAGACUACAA
Molecule: messenger RNA, 1680 nt
Organism: Belonocnema kinseyi
Lineage: Eukaryota; Metazoa; Arthropoda; Insecta; Hymenoptera; Cynipidae
Product: acid phosphatase type 7
Exons: 8
Coding region: 184-1500 (438 amino acids)
Molecular function (GO): acid phosphatase activity; metal ion binding
Source: RefSeq, a predicted model, not a curated record